This is a messenger RNA of Macrosiphum euphorbiae (potato aphid), 660 nucleotides long. Lineage: Eukaryota; Metazoa; Arthropoda; Insecta; Hemiptera; Aphididae. The record is from the annotation of a GenBank genome assembly.
AUGAAACCUAUCGCUUGUGCUCUGGAUCAUCUACAAAGCGAAUCAAAUUUUUACUAUAGCCAUUUAAUUCCUACUUUAUUUUCAUUGAAAAGUCGAUUACUAAUAUUAAAGGAACAACAUUUGCGUUAUACUUUCACUUUUAUCGAUCCAUUAAUAACCUCGCUAGAAAAACGAUUCAAACUAUAUUUUGAUCUCUCCCCUGAAGUUGAUGAAGCUAUAUUGGCAUCUUGUUUUCAUCCUACAUUUAAAUUAAGAUGGAUUCCUGAACACGAUGAAAUUAUGAAAAAUAGAGUUAAAAAUCUUUGUAUCAACAUUGCUGAAAAAUAUAUAGAGAAUUCUUCUCACACUGAGUUAUCAGUAGAUAAUGUAGACGAUGAAGACUUUUUGAUAUUUUCUUCUCAGGAACAAUGUUUUGAUUCUAGGGCUAAUUUAGAAGUAGUUCAGUUUUUUAAUAAUAAAAAUAAGGCAUUAACAUGUUUAGACAGUUACCCUAUUAUAAAAAAAUUAUUCAUCAGAUACAAUACAAGUUUACUAUCAUCAGCUCCAGUUGAAAGAUUGUUUUCAUUUGCUGGAUUUAUUCAUGCUCCAAAUAGAAGUAAUUUAUCGAACACUAAUUUCGAAAAACUUGUAUUUCUUAAAGGAAAUGAUAUUUAUAGGUAA